AUGGAGAAUUCUUAUGAGAUUCCUAAUAAAUCUAAGGAUGUUUCUCUUAAAGAGCUUAGAGACAGGCUCGCAGAGUUUGCUGAAUUGAGAGGAUGGGAAAAGUACCAUAGUCCAAGGAAUCUCCUACUAGCACUAGUGGGAGAAGUCGGGGAGCUGUCAGAGAUAUUCCAAUGGAAAGGAGAAGUUGCAAAAGGACUGCCCAACUGGACUGCUGAUGACAAGGAACAUUUAGAAGAGGAGCUCUCAGAUGUUUUACUUUAUCUUGUCCAACUUGCUGAUGUUUGUGGGCUUGAUCUUGGCCAAGCAGCACUAACUAAAAUAAUCAAGAACGCUCGCAAAUACCCAAUUGUGAAUCAGAAAACAAAAUCUACCUACAACUAAGUAUCGCUUUCUCGAACAGCCUUGUAGUUCUUUUUUCAGCUUUUCCAUUUCCUUUCUUUGGGGGAAGCUAGUGCAUGGCCGUAGUUCAGUGACUUAAGUCCAUUUUCAUAGUUGGAUUCAGUUGUUGGUACGUUUUUUUUUUAUAUAUUUAGAGAGCAGAAGGUUAAACCUUCAUACCUAUGCCUACCGGAUAUGUGUCGAAUACGAAUAUUUUAUGUAAAAUGGGAGCAACUAAUUGGCAUGAGAGUGGAGUUCCAUGGACAUAUCGUGUGAAGCUAGCAGAAGAGUCUAAUGAAAGUAAAUCUGUUUCUUUUCUUCUUCGUUUUCUGUUAUCUAAAGACUUGGGUAGAACCUUUUAAGGUGGCCAGGUUGGAUUCAAUGAGCCAUGAUGAACCAAAACAGGCCUGCAGGCACGGAACUAAUACUAG
Durio zibethinus is the source of this 809-nucleotide messenger RNA. RefSeq lists its product as uncharacterized. Gene Ontology annotation, biological process: nucleoside triphosphate catabolic process. Gene Ontology annotation, molecular function: nucleoside triphosphate diphosphatase activity. The record is from RefSeq and is a predicted model, not a curated record. NCBI's taxonomy places the organism in Eukaryota, Viridiplantae, Streptophyta, Magnoliopsida, Malvales, Malvaceae.